This is a messenger RNA of Cavia porcellus (domestic guinea pig), 2160 nucleotides long. RefSeq names its product MBL associated serine protease 2 (gene Masp2). The coding region runs from base 64 to 2160 and encodes 698 amino acids. NCBI's taxonomy places the organism in Eukaryota, Metazoa, Chordata, Mammalia, Rodentia, Caviidae. Gene Ontology annotation, cellular component: extracellular region. The transcript is spliced from 10 exons. The record is from RefSeq and is a predicted model, not a curated record. Gene Ontology annotation, molecular function: serine-type endopeptidase activity; calcium ion binding. Gene Ontology annotation, biological process: proteolysis; complement activation, lectin pathway.
UGGACAAACAGAGCAAAGGUGAGGAGCCACUUCAGAGUCACAAGGCCCUCUGGACGGCUCGCCAUGGGGCAGGUGGCAGCGCCCACCGUGUCACCCCUCGGGCUGCUCGUCCCCCUGGGGCUGCUGUGGGGCUCGGCAGCGGCUGCCUCCAUGGGCCCCAAGUGGCCUGAGCCCCUGUUUGGGCGCCUGGCGUCCCCUGGCUUCCCGGGUGAGUACGCAGACCACCAGGAGCGCCACUGGGCCCUGGCCGCGCCCCCCGGCUACCGCCUGCGCCUCUACUUUACCCACUUCGAUCUGGAGCUGUCCUACCUGUGCGAGUACGACUACGUCCAGCUGAGCUCGGGGACCAAGGUGCUGGCCACACUGUGUGGGCACCAGAGCACGGACACCGAGCGGGCACCCGGCAAUGACACCUUCUACUCACCGGGCCCCAGCCUGGACAUCACCUUCCGCUCCGACUACUCCAACGAGAAGCCGUUCAAGGGCUUCGAAGCCUUCUAUGCAGCCGAAGACAUCGACGAAUGCCAGGUGUCCCCAGAGGAGUCACCGCCCUGCGACCACUACUGUCACAACUACCUGGGUGGCUUCUACUGCUCCUGCCGGGCAGGCUACGUCCUACACCAGAAUAAGCGCACCUGCUCAGCCCUGUGCUCGGACCAGGUCUUCACUGCGCGGUCGGGGGAGUUCAGCAGCCCCGAAUACCCAGGACCCUACCCCAAGCUCUCCAGCUGCACUUACCACAUCCGCCUGGAGGAGGGGUUCAGUGUCGUCCUGGACUUCGUGGGACCCUUCGAUGUAGAGUGGCACCCCGAAACCCAGUGUCCCUAUGACUCCCUCCAGAUCCAAACAGGCACAGGGAAGUCUGGCCCACUGUGUGGGGAGACGGCACCCCGCAGGAUCGAAACAAAGAGCAACACGGUGAAUGUCACUUUUGUCACGGAUGACUCAGGGGACAACACAGGCUGGAAGAUCCACUACACUAGCACAGCGCAGCCGUGUCCCAACCCGAUGGCGCCACCUAACGGCCGCAUUUCGCCCGUGCAAGACGAGUACGUCUUCCGGGACAGCUUCUCCGUGGUCUGCGAGGUCGGCUACGAGCUUCUACACGGCUCCCGGCCCCUGAAAUCCUUUGCUGCGGUCUGCCAAAAGGACGGCUCCUGGGACCGACCAGUGCCGGAGUGCAGCAUUGUUGACUGUGGCCCUCCUGACGAUCUACCCAACGGCCAAGUGGAGUACAUCACAGGCCCCGACGUGACCACCUACACGGCGGUGAUCCAGUACGGCUGCAGAGCCCCCUUCUACACCCUGAGAGGCAGUGACGGUGAGUAUGUGUGUGAGGCUGACGGAUUCUGGACAAGCUCCCAAGGAGGAAAAUCGCUGCCCGUCUGUGAGCCUGUCUGUGGACUAUCGAACCUUACUACCAGAGGACGUAUAUUUGGAGGGCAGAAUGCAAAACCUGGUGACUUUCCGUGGCAAGUCCUGCUACUAGGCCAAACUACAGCAGCAGGUGCACUUUUAUUUGAUGACUGGAUCCUAACAGCUGCUCAUGCUGUCUAUGGGCAAAAAGAUGACGCACCCUCCCUGGACAUUCGAAUGGGCACCCUGCAGAGACUAUCACCUCAUUACACACGGGCCUGGGCCGAGGCUGUGUUUAUCCACGAAGGUUACAUUCACAACGCUGGUUUCGACAAUGACAUAGCACUGAUUAAACUGAAGAAUAAAGUUGUAAUCAACAGCAACAUCAUGCCAAUUUGUCUGCCAAGAAAAGAAGCGGAAUCCCUGAUGAAGACAAAUGACAUUGGAACUGCAUCUGGAUGGGGAUUAACCCAAAGAGGUUUUCCUGCUAGAAACCUAAUGUUUGUGGACCUGCCCAUUGUGGAUCACCAAAAAUGUACUGCUGUGUACGACAAGCGGCAGCACCCAGGGGGAACAGUGACCGCCAACAUGCUGUGCGCUGGCUUAGAAGCCGGGGGCAAGGACAGCUGUGGAGGCGACAGUGGAGGGGCAUUAGUGUUUCUAGACAAUGAGACACAGAGAUGGUUUGUGGGCGGGAUUGUGUCCUGGGGCUCCAAUACAUGCGGGGCAGCAGAUCAGUAUGGGGUAUACACCAAAGUCAUUAACUAUAUUCCCUGGAUCAAAGACAUAAUUAGUAACUUCUAG